UGUACCCUAAAUAAAAAAAAGCCGAGCAGCGCUCCAGCAACUCGGCAGCCGACCGACCGACCAACCAACCAACCGCAGAUCCCGUCCCCCUUCCCUCCACGGCUCGGACCCCUCCUCCUGCUGCUCUUCCCCGCCUCGGAUCCCUCCCUCCCCCGCUUCCGGAUGCGGCCGGGGCCACCGCCGCCGGAUCCGCCUAUCUAGUUGGUGCUGCUGCUGCCGCUGUUUGGUUGUAGCGAGGAGGGGAAGAUGACGUUCUGGAGGGACGGUGGCGGGAGCGGGGGCGGAAGUGGGCGAGACCUCAACGGCGGGCCGCCCUGCGGCCAGGUGCGCGUCCUCGUCGUCGGCGACUCAGGUGUGGGGAAAUCAUCCUUGGUACAUCUCUUGUUAAAAGGUCCUGCAGUUGCUCGACCAGCCCAAACAAUUGGAUGCACCGUGGGUGUUAAACAUAUUACUUACAGCAGUCAAGGGAGUUCGUCUAAUAGCAUCAAGGGUGAUGCCACUGAUGCUGAAAGGAACUUUGUUGAGCUUUGCACACGAGUGCGUAGUGUGGGUGCAAGGCACCAUGGGUGGUUGCAAGCCAGCCAGGGUUUGAUCCCUGGCAGCCACAAUUUAGCAUCCAAAGAAUGCCAAGGUCUCCCCUCAAACUUUUUGCGAACAGGCAUGGAGCCUGGUGGCAAAACUCCAAGGUGGGAGCUGAGCCGGUGGGAUUCGAUCCCCUGUCCUGCACCCAACCCCGGGCCUCCAAUGAAGUGUAUCCGCAUUGUUAAAAAAAACUUUGUUGAGCUUUGGGAUGUUUCAGGACAUGAGCGUUACAUCCGCUACACUUAGCACAAAUUCACAUCUAGUACAAGAAAGUGCAAAGAACAUAUAAGUGAAGUUUGCUAACAUAAUUAUCUUACAAAAUACUAUGCAAUGCAAAUAUAAUAAAAGUAAGAUAGAGUACGUAAAAGGCAACUUU
Messenger RNA from Phragmites australis (common reed), 958 nucleotides. RefSeq lists its product as uncharacterized. Bases 247 to 828 code for a protein of 193 amino acids. Gene Ontology annotation, molecular function: GTP binding; GTPase activity. NCBI's taxonomy places the organism in Eukaryota, Viridiplantae, Streptophyta, Magnoliopsida, Poales, Poaceae. The record is from RefSeq and is a predicted model, not a curated record. The transcript has 3 exons.